AUGCACCUCAUCCUCACCGGCGCGACCGGCCUAGUCGGCUCAUCAGUGCUCGACGCCAUGGCCAAGAUGAAGGACAUUACCAAGAUUUCCAUCCUCAGUAGAAGACCAAUUCCCAUGGUAGAGGACUUGCACGAUUCUCGUAUCAACGUCAUCAUCCACAAGGACUUUGAAAAGUACGAGCCUGAACUGCUCGAGAAACUCAAGGGCGCAAACGGUGUGGUCUGGGCCCUCGGCAUCAGCCAGAACAAGGUUACCAAGGAGGAAUAUGUAAAAAUCACCAAAGAUUACACGUUGGCAGCAGCCAAAGCUUUCGCAACGUUGCCGCCAGACAACGAGCCUUUCCGUUUCGUUUUCGUCUCCGGCGAAGGAGCCACUCAAACCCCAGGUCGCUUCAGCGCCAUAUUCGCCCGCGUCAAGGGCGAGACGGAAACCCUCCUUUCAGAAUUGCGCGGAUCAAACCCACGGCUGCAAACUGAGUCCAUCCGCCCGGCCUUCGUCGACUGCGUUAACCAUCCCGCUAUUAAACCGUACAUCCCUAAUCCAGGCAUGCUGUACAAUGCUGCAAAUGUGACUAUGGGCCCGGUGGUGAGGAAGUUGGUGCCGUCGUUCGUGAGUCCGACGGAGGUCUUGGGCAAGUUCAUGACCGAGAUGGCCAUGGGAAAACAUGAUUCUGGGCUUGCAAGCGGAGGGCAGGGCAUCAUUACGUUGACCGGGGGAUUGAGGAUUGUUGAGAAUGUUGGCUUCAGAAGGUUGGCGGGCUUAUCACCGGCUGGUGGAUCUGGAGUGGACGAGAAGACGGCGACAUCAUGA
This is a messenger RNA of Colletotrichum truncatum, 810 nucleotides long. RefSeq names its product nucleoside-diphosphate-sugar epimerase. The record is from RefSeq and is a predicted model, not a curated record. NCBI's taxonomy places the organism in Eukaryota, Fungi, Ascomycota, Sordariomycetes, Glomerellales, Glomerellaceae.